Messenger RNA from Paramecium octaurelia, 791 nucleotides. NCBI's taxonomy places the organism in Eukaryota, Ciliophora, Oligohymenophorea, Peniculida, Parameciidae. The record is from the annotation of a GenBank genome assembly.
AUGUAAUAAAAAGUAGUCUUUGAAUAGCCUUGUCCAAAAUAAGUGAAUGAGUAAUAAUAUGCUUUCCACAUAGUGUGCCAUUUUAUGAAAGUGAUAGUAAAACCUAUUGGAGGAAAAUAAGAAAUGUUUGCCAUUCAAUUCGAUUAUUCUAAAUGCCUAUUAUCAAAUCUAUUUAAUCACCAGUAUAUAUAGUUGACUAAAACAAAAGGACGAAGUGACCUUCAAUCAGAAUCUAACAAAAUUCCGGUCGUGUACUCAAAUAGGUUCACUUAACAAGGAGGAGCAAAUGGCCAAAAAGAGAGCAAAUGACGAUUUAAGUGAUGCGAUGAAAGCUAUAAAGCGAGAAAGAGAACUCUUCUAUUAUGUGGAGAAGGGCACCUCAAUUGAUCUAAUUGAAAAAAUUCUUAUGAAUGAUCCUAAGAGGUAUUUAAUAGAUUUAUGCAAUUGGAAGAUACCUUUAUGAACCAAAAAGUCCCUUGAGAUUAGUGAACAAAAAGAAUUCAUAAGGAUUUACUCUAUUAUAUAUAGCAGCAAAGAAUGGAUUUGAGGAUGUUUGUAAUAUCCUAAUUUAAUAUGGUGCUGAUUAAAAUAUUUCAGUAUAAGUAAUUUAUAAUUGGUAAUAUAUUUAGAUAAAUUAAAUUGAUGAUUAUCCAUUGGUAGCUGCAUUUCGAUGGAGACAUUUUGAGAUUAUUGAUCUUUUAUUAGCCAAUAAUCCAAAUGAAAAAGUGAAAACAUUAUGUUAAUAAUCACUCGACAAGAGUCAAAGACAAAAAUAUUCUUAAUAUUUUUGA